UCAUAUAACCACAUUCCCUCACUCUCUUUCUUUUUCAUUCUCUUUCUCCUCUCACUCACUCACCAUUGCCACUAAUGAGAACUCUUCACUACUACACUUCAACCCUCAUUAGACCACAGUGCACAACCCUCGUUCAAACCACCAAACCCGUGCAAAAGAUGGAGAAAAUGAUGAACAUGCCCCAGUUGCAAUCAUCAUCCUUAUCGUCGUCGCCACCAUUGUCGAAGAAAGUUGGGAAGAGAUGGAAAGAGUACCAAGGAAUGAACAAUUGGGACGGUUUAUUGGACCCAUUGGACGAGAACCUUCGCGCUGAGAUUCUCCGCUAUGGCCAUUUCGUCGAGGCUGCGUAUAAGUCCUUCGAAUUCGACCCUUCUUCUCCAAACUACGCCACAUGCAAGUUCCAAAAGAACACCCUCUUCGAACAGUGUGGGUUACGCAACACAGGUUACAAGGUAACAAAACACCUACGUGCAACCUCGGGGAUCAAAUUACCUAGCUGGGUAGCAACACAAUCGAGCUACGUUGGGUACGUAGCAGUGUGUAACGACAAAGAAGAGAUCAAACGAUUGGGUCGAAGAGACAUUGUUGUUGCCUUUAGAGGAACGGCAACGUGUUUAGAAUGGCUCGAGAAUCUUCGAGCCACUUUGACACAUGUUUCUGUUCCAUCUGUUGCAACAGGGAUCACAGCAGACCCAUGCAGCAUGGAUGGAAAUGGAGCAAUGGUGGAAAGUGGGUUCUUGAGUUUGUACACGUCAGCAGGUAGUAGCAAACAAUCAUUUACGAGUUUGCAAGAUAUGGUGAGGAAAGAGAUUGGUCGGAUUCUUAAAACUUACGAAGGAGAGAAUUUGAGUUUGACGAUAACGGGGCAUAGUUUGGGAGCGGCAUUGGCCACUCUCACGGCAUAUGACAUAAAGAACAGUUUCAUUCGGCAGCCGCCGGUAACGGUGAUCUCCUUUGGCGGUCCACGGGUUGGGAACCCAAGCUUCCGGCGGCAGCUGGAGGAAACUGGGAUCAAGCUGUUGCGCAUAGUGAACUCCGAUGAUGUUAUAACCAAGGUGCCCGGGUUUGUGUUCGAUGACGUGGACAAAACUGACGAUGAUGUGGCAUGCAAUGGAGGUGCCCACGUGGUUCAGAGGUGGAUUCGAAAGCGAGCGGAAGAGGUACAGUGGCUAUUGUACUCUGAGGUUGGAAAGGAGCUACGCCUCUGUAGCAGGGAUUCUCCGUACCUCAGGGGUGUCAACAUUGCCACCUGCCACGAUUUGAACACCUACUUGCACCUUGUUGACGGCUUUGUCAGUUCCACUUGUCCCUUUAGAGCCACUGCCAAGAGAUUCCUUCAGCAUUGAGUUUCCUGAAUUUUGAAAAGAAUAGAAAAAAAAAAAGUGAGAAAGUAAAAUGUGUUUAUUGGUGGUUUAAUUUGUCUUAAAUCAACGAUAAAUCUGUUUUCUUUUAUCACUUUUUUCAUCUUAAAAGAAUGAGUUUGUAAAUACCAGCGCAAAUCUUAACAUGGAAAGAAUCAUGAGAAAAAGAGAAAGAGCCCCGGAAAUUAGUUACUUGUAAUUAUGUGAAAAAUUAGUGUUUGGUUUGUCACUUUUGAUAUAACAUGGCUUUAUUUUUUUUUGGAUUGUACUAUUCAAUGACUUUUUAUUUUUUAUUUUUUAUGCAUAUUCUUAUGCUUCUGUCCUUUAAUUAUAUUAUGGCCACGGAACUUAUUACCAGCAACUGAUUGAAGAAAAUUCUA
Molecule: messenger RNA, 1741 nt
Organism: Glycine soja
Lineage: Eukaryota; Viridiplantae; Streptophyta; Magnoliopsida; Fabales; Fabaceae
Product: phospholipase A(1) DAD1, chloroplastic-like
Exons: 1
Coding region: 75-1346 (423 amino acids)
Biological process (GO): lipid metabolic process
Molecular function (GO): glycerophospholipase activity
Source: RefSeq, a predicted model, not a curated record